This is a messenger RNA of Leptopilina boulardi, 504 nucleotides long. RefSeq lists its product as uncharacterized. Lineage: Eukaryota; Metazoa; Arthropoda; Insecta; Hymenoptera; Figitidae. The record is from RefSeq and is a predicted model, not a curated record. The coding region runs from base 1 to 504 and encodes 167 amino acids. The transcript is spliced from 3 exons.
AUGUCCUUUGAAGAUUUCGUUGAAACAUUCGCCAGCAUAGGAGCAAAAUUAGAAAUUCCUAAAGGAAAUGGGCCUUAUAUUUAUCGUGUACAUGGACAAGUGUAUCAUAAUACAUAUGCCCUUCAUCCCGAUGGUGAUGACAAUCGAAAAUAUGGUCAGUUGUACAUUAUUGACACUAAUGAAGCAGUACUUGAACGAUUAAAGAAUAAAUCUAAUAAGAAAUGUUUAUCAUCAUUAAUGGAAGAAAUAGAUAAAUUAUUAAGGGAAAUUAAUCCUUAUGCUAAAGCUUUUAAAAUGAUGAGAGAGGUAGAAUUAGAAGAAGAAGCACUAGCAAAAUCUAAAAAUGAGCCUAUAAGGAAUAUUCAAAUGUGGAUUAAACGAGAUAGAUCAUUGAAUCAAAGCAAAUUUAAUGUUCCAUCUUGUAGUGAAGUAGCACUUGUAUUUGUUAGCGAAGAUGGUGAACCUCCUAUGGAACAAGAACUUUUAAUCAAUGUUUACAAUUAG